UCCGCUUCCGCCCUCGCCUGGCGGGUGAUUUGAACGUUUGCAGGCACGAACUUCCCGCUUGGCGCGCGCUGAACUUGACGACCGCGGCGGAGACUGAGCCGGACCACAGACAUGUCGGAGCGGCGAACGCGGUCCGGAGGGGCCGCCCAGCGGUCUGGGUCCAGGACUCCACUUACUAAGUCUUCGAAGAGGUCCCAGCGGAAAUCUGGCUCAGAUCUCCCGAACAUCUUUCCUGAAAGUUGGCCGAAGACACCUCAUGCGGCUCCAGCCAGAAAGGCCAUCGUCUUGAAGAAAAUCGUGGCUCAUACCGUAAAGGCCCCAGCUGUCCACACACUUCGAAGGAGCCCUAGGGUCUCACUGUGUAACCUGUUGAGAGCCUUGGAUAUGUCCCAGAAAGUCAGGCGAUCAUACAGUCGUCUGGAGAGCCUCAGUUCUGCCUCAACCUCCACCCCUGGCCGCCGAUCCUUCUUUGGCUUUGAGGGACCUGAAGACUUGCCUGGAGUCUCACCUGUAGUGUGUUCAAAGUUAACUGAGAUCCCAAAAGUACCUGCAAAGCCCUGGGUUCCAGACACGACGCUUCCUGGAAUCUCCCCUCCAGUUGUGAAAGAGAAACGAAAGAAGAAGGUGCCAGAGAUCCUGUCUCCCACAGGCAAACUGGGUGCCCACUCCAUGCAGACCUUGACAAGAGCAAUGAAGCCUGCUGAGCCACGGCUAGAAGAACCAGGGAACUCCAGGGAGCACAGCGUGGAGCCAUCUUCAGAGCCAAAGUCGGACCAGCAGUCAGAACCCACUGUCGCAUUCCUGUUCACACUCCUGAACACCCCUGAGCCCAAAGAUGCUGAAUCGGACACGGAGGCACUGGAGAGACAGUUCCUGGGUCGGGAUGACUGGGGCCCUAAGCGGACUUCAAAGGAGAUGCAGAGUUUGCAGAGGGACUGCAAGAGGCUUCAGGAGGCCCUGGACUGUAACCACAGGGACAACCUGGCCCUUGAAGAGAAGCUAGAAAACCUGGCUACCUCAUUGUACGAGAACCUGGAGGAAGGUCUGGUCACUUCAAAGGACCCUCGAGUCACCCAGGAGAUAGCUAAUGUCUCCCAAGGGGAAGCAGAGGGCACCCAGGAGAAAUCAGAAGACACCGAGGAGGAAGCCUUUGCUCUUAGGUAUCUGAAGAGGUCUUCUGCCCAGCGCUACUCCCUUGAGCGUCCCAUACCACAGUCAUCAGCCAUGGCCAGGCGUGAGACCAAAGAAUGGGUACCUCCUCGGGAGGCCGCUCCAUCAGUCAACCCCUCUUUAAGCCCCAGCAAUAAAGAUCCCCACUGAGUUGCAGAACCAA
This is a messenger RNA of Peromyscus maniculatus bairdii (prairie deer mouse), 1333 nucleotides long. Lineage: Eukaryota; Metazoa; Chordata; Mammalia; Rodentia; Cricetidae. The record is from RefSeq and is a predicted model, not a curated record.